Messenger RNA from Racocetra persica, 159 nucleotides. Lineage: Eukaryota; Fungi; Glomeromycota; Glomeromycetes; Diversisporales; Gigasporaceae. The record is from the annotation of a GenBank genome assembly.
CAAUUUAUCAUAUGAUGGUGUUAAUAGUGUUGCUGCAGCUAAAAGAGAAAAUUUUGUGUUAAUAACAGAAUUGAAGAACACAAGUACGAUGGAGGAUUAUACUUUUGAACAGACAUUGAAUACAACAUUCUUUAAUUCUAUAGAACAAGAUUUUGAAAA